AUGACCGAACACGUCCCAAAACAAAGCCGGCCCAGCCGGUAUGUGGGGAUGAGCAAGCUGGAUAAGUAUGAGGUGCUUCAGCAGCUGGGCCAGGGAACGUUUGGGAUGGUCUUCAAGGCGCGACAAAAAAGCACGGGCAAGCUUGUCGCCCUUAAAAAACUUAUUGUCCAUGACUCCAAGGACGGGUUCCCCAUCACGGCGUUUCGAGAAAUUACCAUCAUGAAGCAGUUCAAACACCUGAACGUGCUGCAGCUUAUAGACAUGAUUCACGAAAACUCGGAAGAUACGAAGAAACCCGGCUUUUUCUACACAGUGACACCAUACAUCAGCUCAGACUUGAAUGGGUUACUCAACAACCCAAGGGUUCGACUCACAAACCCGCAAAUCAAAUGUAUCAUGAAACAAGUUCUACACGGGAUAGAUUACAUUCACAACCAGCAUUAUCUGCACAGAGACAUCAAGACAGCCAACAUCUUGCUCGACUGGUUUGGCGUGGUAAAAAUCGCCGACUUUGGACUUGCAAGGGGCUACCACGGGCCGGCUCCAGUGGAUGCAGCCGCCGGUGCUGGCGGAGGUCUGGUCGAGUACACGGGGCUAGUGGUGACACGUUGGUACCGACCCCCCGAGCUGCUGCUGGGAGAACGCAAAUACACAACGGCAGUUGAUAUGUGGGGGAUUGGGUGUGUUCUCGGAGAAAUGUACAAGAAAAAGCCUAUUCUAGAAGGAAAGAGCGACUUGGACCAAGCAGACAUGAUUUUCAGGCUCCUAGGAAGCCCCACGCCAGAGAACUUCCCGAACGCAGAUCUAAUCAACAGAAACGGCGUCAACUUACAUGUGGACUACCCGCGCACCCUCGAAAACGAGUUUGGGGCGAUUAUGACGCCGGCAGCAGUGCGACUGCUUUCUGGAUUGCUGACAAUGGACCCACGCAAGAGGUUCAACGCUGCCAAGGCCUUGGAGUCGGAUUUCUUCAAAAUGGAGCCGGUGGCCUGUCUUCCUGAGGAGCUGCCCAAAUUCGAGGAGAGUCACGAACAGGACAUCAAACGAUACAAGGAAGAGAAGAAGCGUGCGAACGAGUCUAUCGGGUCGGGAAGGCCGCCUAACAGGUCGCUGGACCACUCGCACUACGGAGCAGACUACGAGACUCCUCGCAAGAGGAGGGAUCUUGCGCACGACAACCGCUGGAGAGGUGAACGACGUGGCUGGGGCGGAAACCGAGACUGGAAUCGCGACUGGGGCCGGGACUGGAGCCGCGACUACUCGCGAGAGUCCAGAGACUACAGAGAUUAUAGAGGGUCCCGUGAUUUCCACGGAAGUCGCCCUUGGCAGAACCAGGAUUACCGCGACACCAGGGGCCACUGGGGAGAUGGCCCACACGCAAACGGGGGCCCACAUCCGUACAAAAGAAACCCACAGGACAGAAGCAGCAGCAGCUUGUAUGCUCAGACAGAGAAAACUAGUCUUAGCGCAGUUAAGGACUAUUUAAUUGACAAGAAAAAGGAGGGAGGAGCAGAUCCGAAAGCAAAGAGAUGA
This is a messenger RNA of Ogataea angusta, 1533 nucleotides long. RefSeq lists its product as uncharacterized. Gene Ontology annotation, cellular component: nucleus. The record is from RefSeq and is a predicted model, not a curated record. Bases 1 to 1533 code for a protein of 510 amino acids. Gene Ontology annotation, molecular function: ATP binding; cyclin-dependent protein serine/threonine kinase activity. The transcript has a single exon. Lineage: Eukaryota; Fungi; Ascomycota; Pichiomycetes; Pichiales; Pichiaceae. Gene Ontology annotation, biological process: protein phosphorylation.